ACCAUCAACCCAGAGCUGUAGUGACCAAACAAGUCCCCAGAUGCACAGGAAUAUAUAGGCUCAUUCAUUCAUGGUAUUGAUUAACAAAGUGACGUGCUCCGUACAGCUUGAGAAACCUCCUCAGAGCCCCGAUUAACAGAUUGGGGGACGGGAGUUCAAGAAAUUGUCGAGACAAACUAAAUAAAAAUCUCCAGCUCAACGGGGUAAAAAACCGCUUGCAAAGUCUCUACUCGUGAAUCACACUUUCGAGUUGUUGAGUUCACGUUUUGGGGUUGCACUCAUACGUCAACCACGAUCCCUGGCAAGUUAAAUGGAAAAUCCUUCACCAACUAACCCCACACACUCCAAUUCAUGCCAGCUACUCGAAGACUAGUUUACACCAUCGGUGUCCUAACCAGGCGUGUUUGGACAGAGGUUGUGAAGAGGGGACCUACUUUACAGCAGAUCGGCUGUCUCAGACGACGUUAACUAUCCAGCAGCCACAUAUGGUAACAGGCGGUUAUUUAUAUGCCAUCAGCUCCCGAUCUUAUGAAAGCGUCACUGAAAAUCGACUCGGCGUCAAGACUGCUAGUUGAAGCUAGCUGAAACUUGUCGGGUUUAGGAGUAACGGUGACUUUUAUGGCUCACCGAGUCUUGGGCCUGUCGGUAGUUAUGUCAAAUAGCGGCCACUGGGUCCAACACUUCGACCUAAUAGCACUUGGGUUAGAAACUCAGUCAACACCAGAAGAGGGCGGCGGUAACUGUUGUUCUCUUAUGGUCGAUUGUGGUGAAUCGUGAUAUUGCAACAGAAUGCCGUGUGCUUAAACACGUUGAAUAUCGCUGCAAAGGCGACUGGUUCACAGUGAUUGAAGCGGACCUAGCUGCUGUUGGAAUACCGUCCGUAUGUCGGGGCUGAUUGGCCAGAGGGUGGAAAUUACGAGUGGAGACGUUGGAAGUAUCGCUCUUGAUGGCUGAUCGGAGGAGACCAACCAAAAAGCCCAUGGGAAGACCGUAACGAGUCGAUAAAUUGUUCAUUGGAAAUGAGACGGACGAUGGGAUUCGCUGCGUGGAUAACAUGUAACUAUUCAUCGAGACUUACCAGUUUUCUGGAAUAUUCGAAUGAAGACGAAGAUUUUGUACGGGAUAUUUGGUCUGGGGGUUGCAGUCGAACAUUCGGAACUAUUUAACUGCAGCUUCUAUUCCUUUGUGAACAUGUACAGUACAUGUCAUAAUUUCCUCCAAAUGAACCAACACAGCCCUUUCAUCAGGGUUCGGGAAGUCCCGAAAGAGACUGUCAAACCUAGAUAAUCUUCUUCAAUGAAUACAUAUAUUUUUAAGUGGCCGCCACCCCAAUGAGCCUAAUCAGCACCAAACAACACAUAAUCACCAUCAGCCCAGCAGUUGAAAACCAGAACUAUGGCACAAAUUAAAUAGAAAACAGAACAUAAAAGCCGCCAGAAUAUAUAACAUUAAAAAAAGGAAUGGGAGAAGAUGAUGAAGAUGAGCGCGUCUUCUUGUUUCCCGAGACACUAUGCUGUAUAAGUUGACGAUUGAUUAGUUUCAAUAACCAACAACGGAGGUUGGGCAAAAGAAUUAUUUAACGCCAAUUACAUCCAAAUGUCAAAGGCGGUUUACCUCGACGUGGCUUACUUGCAUGUGAAGGAAAUUCCUUCCUUUACCAUCCUUAAAGCCGGAGAGGAGCAGAAGCAGAUUGACAAACCCUGCUGACCGUUAGGUUCAAUCACCAAUAGCGCUUCAACACGCAGCAUUGCUGGCUGCGAGCCUUGCACAAAGAUGUCUGCAGCGCAUAGCCUUUUCUGACGCACCUCUACGUGUUCUGACUGCAGGAAGAGCUCUCCUUGCAGCUGGCUCUUGGGCCAGUGAGAUGUGCCACAAAACGAGGCGAAUUCCGUGUUACACUCGCGGAGUGGCUGCGAUUCACUUUAUUCAAAACCGGCGGCAUCAGGCGAAUUCUGAAUGCUAUAUUUUAUAUUCGGUUUGCUUCCACUUUCUUUUGGAAGCCUACAACUCCCUUUCUCUUGUUUCCUGCUCUUCUCCACUUUGCGCCAAAACACUAUGGUGUGAGUAAACGAUGCGAUGAUUUUGGAGUGCCGGCCGUCAGCGUCAGGGUAUCUUCACCUCACACACACGUCAAGCACUCAUGUCGACAAGAACCUCUGGGCCACGUCUAGACCCGUUGCCCGUUUCGUGGCACUCCACCUCCGAGGGACACCACGCCGCUCUAGGUGACGAUGGUGCUGCGUUGCCUGACCGCUUCUACCCCAAGGAGACCUCGCCAUUUGACCACGACUCUCAACCACCUGGUGACGAUGCUUGGAUAGCCCAGGAGCAACCACAAGAUACAUUCGCUUCAGAACCAUUUUGGCAUGCACUUACAGUUGAGGUUCGUCAAACAUCGCUUGACUCUGGUAAAAUAUACAAAAUCCAACCUCAACAAGACUAUGGCCGGCUUGGGUUUUUGGGGAAGAUCCCAAACUUCUCUCGACCUUUUCGCUCGCUGUCUUCAGCCCGGGGUAGAGACGAUACACAUUCUGAACCACAAGUCGUGAAGGAGAAGCCAAAAUCGCAGGAGAGCACCAAGCAUAUACCCCUGGCUGUGCAAGAACGGGAGAUUCUCCCAGUCCACUCUGAUUCUGAAGUCCAAGCUUUGGAUCACUUCCGGAACCAUAUUUCUAGCAGCACCUCAGACACGUCCGUGACACUACAAGGCCAUAUUGAAAAUCAUCACAAUUUAAUGCAACCAUGCGGUCAACCUCCGCCGGAAACGGGACGACGCCCAUCUAGCCCAUCCGCGAUCCCCAAUGAUUGUCCCGAUGACUACCCUAUUGGUCCAAGCAAUCUAACUCGUCCCCCAUCUCCUGAUAAUCCUGAGAGCCCUCCUCCUCCUGAGCCACCCCCCCGGGAGGAACGGCCGCACAAUUCUGCGUCCAGAACACUUAACAGAUUAAAGGGUCAUUUCCGCACAUCUCAUAACAAAACCUCCUCGAGAAAUUCCGAUAACUCAUCCACUCACACCCAACCCCAAACUACGGACAAAAUUCAAAACCCUGAAAACCGUUCAACAUCGUCAUGGUCAACAACCCUCAAGCAAGCCCUGAAUUAUCUUCCGCGACGGCAAAAAAGGGAAACAGGCCACGAACACAUACCUCGAGACCAGCAUGUUGAUUCAAAUUGCAGUAACCGGAGAAAUUCCACAAAAGAGCCACAUACAGGGAGAGUGAUCCGUGAUCAAAGCCCAUCGAUAAGGUCGAAAGCUCUCACAAGAGAGACCGAGUGCUCCACCUCAAAACCGCCCACAUCGAUUUUGUCCAAUGCCAGCUCUUCCUUCGAGAAGCCUCGCUUGCCUCUAAAAGUGGCAACAACUCCACUCACUACAGUUAAAGAGUUUCAUUGCACGUUUUGCCUGUUCGAAUGUCAGAAUAAAACAGACUGGCUCAAACAUGAACAAAGAUUCCACCUGGAGGACCUCGAAAAUUUCAGUCGAACUUCUAAACUUAAAGAAGCACGACGCGAUGAAAUCAGCUCAUCAGGCUCGCGGUGGAGCAGAGGUAAGAGUAGUCGCAGACUCCUAACUAAAUCACAACCUCAGUCAUCCAGCUCCUCGUCCCACAGCCAGCCUAGCGCACAGAGCACUGGAGGGAGUAUCUACUCCAGUCAACGCAACGAGCCGCAAGCAGCCGCGAACAUAUUCUGGACCUGCGGCUUUUGUGACGAACUCCUGCGCUCCUGGGAAGACCGACAGGCCCAUCUUGCCGAGCACUUCAGCAACGGCCAGACCAUGCGAAUGUGGGAUCCCAUGAAAUCGCCAUUCCCAUGGCGCAAAGGCUCAGCCGGAACUGUUGAUGCCCCGUCAUACUGGGACUUGCCGUCGCUACUCACGCUACAGCGCCCCACGCUGCAAGAUUCCAUAAAUCAGAUCGGAACAUCACCCAACCAGCGGGCAACAACAGCGAAGCCCUGUAAAGACUGCCAGGUGCCGCACCCCAGCCUCGACCAUUACGACCUCUGGCACCAACCCAGGAACACCUACACCUGUCCCCAAAUCACCGAUUAUACAAACCUAGCAGAUUUCUUCGACGAGGACGAAGACGAAACUGGGGAGCUGGUUGUGGACUGGUGCAAUGCUUGUGAGGAGAGGCUCGACAGACCCCAUUAUCUCGACAGGGACGUGCGCAUGCACCACCUCUGGGAUUUCCAUGGCUUCGGUGAUUGUGUGGGUUGGCAUGAUUGUCUGGAUGAGGGCCAGUUUGUGUUGCAUCUGGCGAAUGCCCAUGCUGUUAAUAUUGAGUAUAUCAAGGGGCUUGUUCGCAGGUGUACCAGAGUCAGGGAUGCGCCGGUAACGAUGGUGGUGGGCAGGGGCCGCUCAUGGGAUGAAAGGUGGUCGAGUGCGUGAGAGAAAACUGACUGAUUUCAAUCUUACAUCGGUCACCCUCCUGAUGAAGCCGUGUUUAUUUUUAUUUAUUUUUAUUUUAUUUUUAAUUCUUUUGCAUAAGUGUGGCGUUGGGUGGGCGGUACAUUUCUAUUAAAUGUGGUAGCUCUUUUCUUUGAGUUUUCUCUCUGCAUAAUAUACCCAUUCCGCAGUU
Molecule: messenger RNA, 4583 nt
Organism: Blastomyces dermatitidis ER-3
Lineage: Eukaryota; Fungi; Ascomycota; Eurotiomycetes; Onygenales; Ajellomycetaceae
Exons: 5
Coding region: 2141-4393 (750 amino acids)
Source: RefSeq, a predicted model, not a curated record